This is a messenger RNA of Tachysurus vachellii, 1653 nucleotides long. RefSeq names its product peptidylprolyl isomerase D (gene ppid). Gene Ontology annotation, biological process: protein peptidyl-prolyl isomerization; protein folding. The coding region runs from base 87 to 1202 and encodes 371 amino acids. NCBI's taxonomy places the organism in Eukaryota, Metazoa, Chordata, Actinopteri, Siluriformes, Bagridae. Gene Ontology annotation, molecular function: peptidyl-prolyl cis-trans isomerase activity; protein binding. The record is from RefSeq and is a predicted model, not a curated record. The transcript has 10 exons.
CAUUUUAAUCAAAAGUUCCUCGUUGAAAAAGAACCUUCCAGUUCAUUCAGGGUCUGAGAGGAACUUCGAGAAAACAGGAGAAUAAAAUGUCGAACCCGACUCCAGAGUCCAAACCCGGCACUGCGGAGAACCCCAGGGCUUUCUUCGAUGUAGAAAUCGGCGGUGAAAAAGCCGGCCGUAUCGUGUUCGAGCUCUUCGCCGACGUCGUCCCUAAAACUGCUGAGAAUUUCCGCGCUCUGUGCACCGGCGAGAAGGGAAUCGGUAAAAGCACCGGGAAACCUCUGCACUUCAAGGGAUGUCCUUUUCACCGCAUCAUCAAGAAGUUCAUGGUGCAGGGGGGAGAUUUCUCGAAUCAGAACGGCACAGGAGGAGAAAGCAUCUAUGGGGACGAAUUCGAAGAUGAAAACUUCCACUAUAAGCAUGACAAACCGGGUCUGUUAAGCAUGGCCAACGCCGGGCCCAACACCAACGGCUCACAGUUCUUCAUCACCACCGUGCCCACGCCUCACCUGGAUGGCAAGCACGUGGUGUUCGGGCAGGUGCUGAAAGGCAUUGGCGUGGUCAAGAUGCUGGAAGCCAUCGACACCGAGGAAGAUCAUCCGGUCAAGCCGUGUAUAAUUGCUGAUUGUGGAGAACAUAAAGCAGAUGACGAUUGGGCCGUGGCUUCCGACGACGGCUCUGGAGACGUGUACCCAGACUUCCCUGAAGACUCGGACGUCGACUUUAAGGACGUCGAUAAAGUCUUGUCUGUGGCCGAGGACAUCAAAAACAUCGGGAACAAUUUCUUUAAAGCCCAGAAUUGGCAGGCUGCUAUGAAGAAGUACUCCAAGGCUCUGGGGUAUUUAGAGUUAUGUGGCAACACUCUGGAUGAUGAGAGCGAUCAGCAAAAGCUGGAGCCCACGGGUCUGAGCUGCAUCCUCAACACCGCAGCCUGUAAACUAAAACUUCAGCAGUGGCAGGAGGCCGUCGAGAGCUGCAACGAGGCUCUGGAGGUGAAUCAGAACCUUGCUAAGGCUUUGUUCAGGAGAGCGCAGGCCUGGCAAGGCCUCAAGGAGUUCAGCAAGGCCAUGAUCGAUCUGAAGAAAGCGCAGGAGAUCGCACCAGAAGACAAAGCUAUUGCAAACGAGAUGCUGAAGGUCAAGCAAAAAGUGAAGGAAGAAAACGAAAGAGAAAAGAAGAUCUACUCCAAGAUGUUUGCGUAAAGGACGCAGCAGCGACGUGCCACGACUACGUGCGGCUCUACGUCAGCUCACGGCUCUUUGCUCAACCAUCGAUCAUGUAGUUAUAAGAGUAAACGCAGGAGAAAAAAGUUAGAGCCAGAGAUCUCCAGCCUGAUAAAGAUACGCAGCUUACAGAAGGAGGUAUCAAGAGAUCAUGAUCCAUUAUAGUUAGCAUACAAUACUUGAAUCCGUGUGAACGUGAGGGUCAGACGUUCGGUUGCAUCUAAACUACUGUUAAAAUUCUUUAUUUAAUCAGAAAACUGAUUGGCUCUUUUGUCUUUAUAUUUAUUUGACCAAUUCAAAGUAAAAAAAAAAAAAUCUUUUUGUUUCUUUGAUCUUAAUUAGAUGACUGUGGUAAUGUGAACUCACUGACAAUAAAUGUGGUGUUUUAAACAGGCAGAAUAAAACAGAUGCUUGUGGUUUGGUAAAAUGA